This is a messenger RNA of Melopsittacus undulatus (budgerigar), 2264 nucleotides long. RefSeq names its product TP53 regulated inhibitor of apoptosis 1 (gene TRIAP1). The record is from RefSeq and is a predicted model, not a curated record. Bases 986 to 1216 code for a protein of 76 amino acids. Gene Ontology annotation, molecular function: phosphatidic acid transfer activity. Lineage: Eukaryota; Metazoa; Chordata; Aves; Psittaciformes; Psittaculidae. Gene Ontology annotation, biological process: phospholipid translocation. The transcript has 2 exons. Gene Ontology annotation, cellular component: nucleus; mitochondrial intermembrane space; cytosol.
GAACAAAGGUUACUCUCUUCCAGCUAAUCCAUGAAUAUGAAGUAGGAAGUGUGGCUUAUCUCUAAACCUGGGUUUGGUCUUAAGCAAGCAGUAAGACAAGUAUUGGAACAUUCUGAAGAGUAAGAAUGCCACUGACAGCUACAUGGGCACAGUACAUGCCAAUCAUUCACGCAGAGUAAGAUACACCAAGGAACUGGGAGUUUCUGUGCUCGCACACAAAGAGCAAGGGUGCCAAUGACAUCUGCCUUCCACACACUACCGGGGGAAGACUUGUCUGUAAGCAAAGGAGCCGAAAGCACAACCAUGGCCAUUCCCAGGGGGAAAACAACAAAGGGGUUACAACAGCGAACAGUUUGAUGCAGUAAUUGGUACAGGGAGGCUGCUGUAACUGAUUCAUCACCUGUCCUCCAGUACUGAAUCCAUUGGUUCUACGCCAUCCGUGUUCACCUCAUGAAGCUGAUCAGCAAACUGGAUCGCCUUCUGCAGCCGCUCCACACCCUCGGAGUCACGGAAAUCCACCAAGGCCAAGUGUUCCAAGUGAUCCAGCACGUCCACCGUCACCUUCUGCGGCACAAACACAGACAAACCCGACUAUGAUGUAGUGCUACUUCCCUUUUGUUAACGGGGAGCUCGUUGCACGGCAAGCCCCGGUUACAGCCGCCGGGACACGCUGGCUGCUUUCCUGGAACCGAGCUCGUGUUCUCUCUGCCGAGCUAAGGGCAAACAGGAGCUCAUUCCAGUACCUCAGCGCGGGGGCAGGAACCGCCCGGGGCCGCCUCCCGCUCCCUCCGGCCCGGCUGCGGUACCUGCGGGGAGCCCGGUCCGCCCGAUGGGGCCCGGACAGCGCCGCGGAGCCACCGGCUGACGGACAGCACCCGCAUAGCGCUCUCCCGACGGCGCGCCGGCAACGUCACCGCGCUGCGCCGGAAGCGUGUCAGAGCGGCGGCGCGGCGGGCCCGGUGAGGUGCCGGGGCUCGCCGCCGCGAUGAACAGCGUCGGGGAGGCGUGCACCGAGCUGAAGCGGGAGUACGACCAGUGCUUCAACCGCUGGUUCGCGGACAAGUUCCUCAAGGGCGACAGCGCCGGAGACCCCUGCGGGCAGCUCUUCAAGCGCUACCAGCUCUGCGUGCAGAAAGCUAUCAAGGAAAAGGACAUACCCAUUGAAGGCCUGGAGUUCAUGGGUGCAAACAAAGGAAAAACUGAAAAUUCCUCUUGACCACAGCUGCAUGGAUGAAAUCACCAACAGGAACCUUUGACCUAAGGAACACCACCAGGCAGGCGGCUCGACGCCACCUGGAUAUGACCUUUGUUAAAGCUGCUUUCUAGAAGCCAGGCACCUUCUCUGCUCUUUAAAAAACCAAAACAAGACUGGAUGAUGUGGUAACUGCCUCCUUUUCGGUGACUUUUGGUGGUGGUUCAGCAUCUAACAGCGUGCAAAGGCCUUUGAACUCACUUCUCAGUGAAUGUACUCUCUAGUGGGAGAAUGCUUCUUAGAGUGGGCUGAGGUAGUAGUUGCUUUGUGACUGAUUUCUCUUGCUUAUUUAUAUAACACUUGAGAAUGUUUAAAAAGUAGUAUGAAAGAGGUGGAUUUCCUUUGUGUCCUCCCUGUGCUGCUGAAUUUUGGUGGAAGAAGUUUCUUUUAUAUGAUCCUGAAUGCUGAGGGACUAAACCAGGGUUUUGAAUCAGCAACAGAGGUGGUAUGAAAGCACUCUACUGGACCUGCAGUAACAUAGCUCCAGUAAAUAUAACUAGGUUAUGUUUUGUUCUGACCGUGACCUCUAGGAAGGCCGAAAUGUGAACAGGACACUUUUAAUACUUCUCCAUACUUUUCUGAGGUACUGAAACAAUCCUAAACUGGAAAUCUCUCUCCUUUAGCAUUACAUGUUCCUGCAGUAAAACUGCAGCACAGCCUUGGCCAUCCUUUUCCACAUUACCACAAAGCACUGGGGUGGCCACCAUCACAGUUAGGCUUUUGGUUGUGGUGGUUAAAGUGUGUGCGGAACGAGGGAACCAAUGGGUUGAAACUUGACAGGUGGUGAUGUUAAAAUCCCUAACUGCUGCUGAGGAAUAUCUCCUGCUCAUGAAGCUGCUCUUGAGCUGUGUGUCCUUUGUGCCUAGGAAAGCAAACAAAAGCUUCAUGUGCUGGUUUGUGAACUGCAGAAACACUCACAGCAACUAAAGUGUUUGUCUUAGUCCCCCAAACGGGGCUAAGAGAAAAUGCCUUUAUGAUGUUAAUAAAUACUGCAAUAGCUAAUUAUGGAGAA